Cloeon dipterum is the source of this 675-nucleotide messenger RNA. RefSeq lists its product as uncharacterized. Bases 47 to 538 code for a protein of 163 amino acids. The transcript has 3 exons. NCBI's taxonomy places the organism in Eukaryota, Metazoa, Arthropoda, Insecta, Ephemeroptera, Baetidae. The record is from RefSeq and is a predicted model, not a curated record.
GCCUUCUCCUGGUCCAUUCUGCCGACUGCCGACAACAGAGAACGCGAUGCUGCUCCCGCUGAUCGUCGCAUCCAUCGUCCUGCUGGACGCAGCGUUUGCCACUCCACACCAAACUGGACAAGGUGUGUUCUUUCCAGAAGACUCUCCGUGGAGUAGUGCCGCCCAUCAGGGUAUCCGUUUGUCCACCUCUUCUCUGCAGCCUAGGCUGAGCAUCCUCACUGAAAAGCGGCAUCAGAGCAUGCUGCCCUACCACCCGGUGGUGCGUUUCCGCGGUCUCGGCGGACCCGGCGAAGCUUGGCCCGACGCAGAGCUGAUCACCAGCAACUACCGCCCGAUGCUGGGUGACUCUUUCAUCGCCAACCCCACCGAUCUGGAUGCCAUAAUUGAUAUUCUGAAGGAGGCAAACAAAGGUGCUGUCAAUUUUGACUCUGACCUGAUUAGUCUUAGUGCUGGCGACCUCCUGAGGGCAUUAGAGGCCAAAUCUAAAGGACCGGAAACCCAGCCAAAGGGUAUUAGGUUUGGAAUAAAACGCAGGUGAACACUGAACCGCUUAAAUAUGAUACAAGUGUCAAUAUAAUUUUUAAAUGUGUAGUGAAAGCUUUUUCUCCACAGUGGAUUUGUUUGUAAGGGAAAUACACUAGUACGUGUAACAUAAAAUAAAAAAUAUCAUAGUCC